AAUUCUGAAUAUUCUCCAAAUAAUAAUUAAAAAAAAAAUUUGGACCUUAAUUUUUUUUUCUUUUUUCAGUGGCCCUAAUCCUCCUCCGUAGUUUACACAUACUCAAAUUAGGUUUUUUUUCAUCUGAAUGAAUGGGAAAAAAAGUGUUCACAUCCAGUCUGUUUAAGGGAGAGGAGAGGUCUAGUGUCCUUCCACAGCUUCCUACAUGCUUCCGGAUUCGCGAACCUGCUGUCUGCCGUUUCCGCCGCCAUUGCGGAUUUAGGACAAUAUCAGCCGUAGCCACUGCCAACCAUCGAUGCAGUGCAGAGAAGAACCGCAGAGGUGGGACGUACAAGACACAUUCACUGAAUCCGGACUUUGAAAAACGACUAACGACACGUUAUAUUACCCUUAACGUUUUCUUUAAUUCACUGACUGGCUUCGACCUACACGGCCAGCGAGGAGGUCGUAGCUAGCUACUGCCUAGCUCGCUAGCUUAACGGCUAGACUUUUAGGACUCUGGAGAAGGUAAAAGAAACAGACAUGGCUCAGAUUCUACCCAUUCGCUUCCAGGAGCACCUACAGCUCCAGAACCUGGGAAUUAACCCAGCCAACAUUGGAUUCAGUACUCUAACCAUGGAGUCUGACAAGUUCAUCUGUAUAAGGGAGAAAGUGGGUGAGCAGGCCCAGGUUGUCAUUAUUGAUAUGGCAGACCCCAACAAUCCCAUACGCAGGCCCAUCUCUGCAGACAGCGCCAUCAUGAAUCCUGCUAGCAAAGUAAUCGCCCUCAAAGCGGCAAAGACCCUGCAGAUCUUUAACAUUGAGAUGAAGAGUAAAAUGAAGGCUCAUACGAUGACGGACGAUGUGACCUUCUGGAAAUGGAUCUCCCUCAACACUGUUGCCCUGGUCACUGAUAAUGCAGUCUACCAUUGGAGCAUGGAGGGUGACUCUCAGCCAAUCAAAGUGUUUGACCGUCAUUCCAGCCUGGCAGGCUGCCAGAUCAUCAACUAUCGCACAGAUGCCAAACAGAAGUGGCUGCUGCUCAUUGGCAUUUCAGCACAGCAAAAUCGUGUUGUUGGGGCCAUGCAGCUGUACUCAGUGGACAGGAAGGUUUCUCAGCCCAUUGAGGGGCAUGCUGCAGGCUUCGCACAGUUCAAGAUGGAGGGUAACACUGAAGAGUCAACCCUUUUCUGCUUUGCUGUGCGAGGACAGGCUGGAGGAAAACUGCAUAUCAUUGAAGUGGGGACUCCCCCCACCGGAAACCAGCCAUUUCCAAAGAAAGCUGUUGAUGUUUUCUUUCCACCAGAAGCACAGAAUGACUUUCCUGUUGCCAUGCAGAUCAGUUCCAAGCAAGAUGUAGUCUUUCUCAUCACCAAAUAUGGCUACAUCCACCUGUAUGACCUGGAGACUGGAACUUGUAUCUACAUGAAUAGGAUCAGCGGGGAGACUAUUUUCGUCACCGCCCCCCACGAGCCCACUGCUGGUAUCAUUGGAGUCAAUAGGAAAGGACAGGUUUUGUCGGUGUGUGUGGAGGAGGAAAACAUCAUUCCCUACAUAACUAAUGUCCUCCAGAACCCAGACCUGGCUCUCCGUAUGGCUGUUCGCAACAAUCUAGCUGGUGCUGAGGAGCUGUUUGCCCGGAAGUUCAACACUCUCUUUGCAGCAGGGAAUUACUCAGAAGCAGCCAAGGUGGCAGCCAAUGCACCAAAGGGUAUCCUGCGGACCCCAGACACCAUUCGCCGCUUCCAGAGUGUUCCAGCCCAACCAGGCCAGACUUCUCCUUUGCUCCAAUACUUUGGUAUCUUGCUGGACCAAGGCCAACUUAAUAAGUUUGAGUCUCUGGAAUUGUGCAGGCCUGUUCUCCAGCAAGGACGCAAGCAGCUACUAGAGAAAUGGUUGAAAGAGGACAAGCUGGAGUGCUCAGAGGAGCUUGGAGACUUGGUGAAGUCCGUAGAUCCUACUCUUGCCCUCAGUGUCUACCUUAGAGCCAACGUUCCUAAUAAAGUUAUUCAGUGCUUUGCAGAAACUGGACAGUUCCAAAAGAUUGUGCUGUAUGCCAAAAAGGUGGGCUACACUCCAGACUGGAUCUUUUUGCUAAGGAAUGUUAUGCGAAUCAGUCCAGAACAGGGCCUGCAGUUUUCCCAGAUGUUGGUUCAAGAUGAAGAACCCCUUGCUGAUAUUACACAGAUAGUCGAUGUGUUUAUGGAGUACAACCUGAUCCAGCAGUGUACGUCGUUCUUACUUGAUGCCUUGAAGAACAACAGGCCUAUGGAAGGACAAUUGCAGACACGACUGCUGGAAAUGAAUCUUGUCCACGCACCACAGGUUGCAGAUGCUAUCCUAGGAAAUCAAAUGUUUACCCACUACGAUCGUGCUCAUGUUGCACAGCUGUGUGAAAAGGCUGGUCUCCUGCAGAGGGCACUGGAGCAUUAUACCGACCUGUACGACAUAAAACGGGCUGUGGUGCACACACACCUUCUUAACCCUGAGUGGUUGGUUAAUUUCUUUGGCUCCUUAUCAGUGGAGGACUCUUUAGAGUGUCUGAGGGCAAUGCUGUCGGCAAACAUCCGACAAAACCUUCAGAUCUGUGUCCAGGUCGCCUCUAAGUAUCAUGAGCAGCUCUCUACUCAGUCCCUCACGGAACUUUUUGAGUCCUUCAAGAGCUUUGAAGGCUUGUUCUACUUCCUGGGGUCCAUUGUGAACUUCAGCCAAGAUCCAGAGGUCCACUUCAAAUAUAUACAGGCUGCCUGCAAGACAGGUCAGAUCAAAGAAGUGGAAAGAAUAUGCAGAGAGAGUAACUGCUACGACCCUGAACGUGUGAAGAACUUUCUCAAGGAAGCCAAGCUCACUGACCAACUGCCUUUGAUCAUUGUGUGUGACCGCUUUGAUUUUGUCCAUGAUCUGGUUCUUUACCUUUAUCGCAACAGCCUCCAAAAAUACAUCGAAAUCUACGUCCAGAAGGUGAAUCCAAGCCGUCUGCCUGUAGUCAUUGGAGGGUUACUGGACGUCGAUUGUGCAGAAGAUGUGAUUAAGAAUCUGAUCCUGGUGGUUAGAGGGCAGUUUUCGACAGAUGAACUUGUGGCUGAAGUGGAGAAAAGAAAUCGACUGAAGCUGCUGCUGCCUUGGUUGGAGGCUCGUAUUCAUGAAGGGUGUGAGGAGCCUGCUACCCACAAUGCUCUGGCCAAGAUCUACAUUGACAGUAACAACAACCCUGAGCGCUUCCUGAGGGAGAACCCUUUCUAUGACAGCCGCGUGGUUGGCAAGUACUGUGAGAAGCGAGACCCUCACCUUGCCUGUGUGGCUUAUGAAAGAGGACAGUGUGACCAGGAGCUGAUCCACGUAUGCAAUGAGAACUCGCUGUUCAAGAGUCUCUCCCGCUACCUUGUGCGUCGCAAGGACACUGAGCUGUGGGCAAGCGUGCUGCUGGAAACCAACAAUUACAGAAGGCCUCUAAUUGACCAGGUUGUUCAGACAGCACUGUCUGAGACCCAGGAUCCAGAGGAAGUCUCUGUCACAGUCAAGGCUUUCAUGACUGCUGACCUCCCUAAUGAGCUCAUUGAGCUUCUGGAGAAGAUUGUCCUGGAUAAUUCUGUUUUUAGUGAGCACAGAAACCUCCAGAAUCUGCUCAUCCUAACAGCAAUUAAAGCUGAUCGAACACGUGUUAUGGAGUACAUCAACCGCUUAGACAACUACGAUGCCCCAGAUAUUGCAAACAUUGCCAUCAGCAAUGAACUUUUUGAAGAGGCAUUUGCCAUUUUUCGAAAAUUUGAUGUUAACACCUCUGCUGUACAGGUUCUGAUCGAGCACAUUGGUAACCUAGACAGAGCUUAUGAGUUUGCUGAGCGCUGCAAUGAGCCACCAGUGUGGAGUCAGCUGGCAAAGGCCCAGCUCCAGAAGGGCAUGGUCAAGGAAGCCAUUGACUCUUAUAUCAAGGCCGAUGACCCUUCUGCUUACAUGGAGGUGGGACAAGCCGCUGCCCAAGGCGGAAACUGGGAGGACCUGGUGAAGUUUCUGCAGAUGGCCCGUAAGAAGGCCCGCGAGUCUUAUGUUGAAACAGAGUUGAUCUUUGCCCUUGCCAAGACUAACCGCUUGGCUGAACUGGAAGAGUUCAUCAAUGGACCCAAUAAUGCUCACAUUCAGCAAGUGGGCGAUCGUUGCUAUGAUGAUAAGAUGUACGAUGCGGCGAAACUGCUUUACAACAAUGUGUCGAACUUUGGCCGUCUGGCCUCCACUCUUGUGCACUUGGGAGAAUACCAGGCAGCUGUGGAUGGAGCUCGCAAGGCCAACAGCACCCGCACCUGGAAAGAGGUGUGUUUUGCUUGUGUGGAUGGGACAGAGUUUCGCCUUGCCCAAAUGUGUGGCCUUCAUAUUGUCGUCCAUGCAGAUGAGCUGGAGGAACUCAUCAACUACUACCAGGACCGUGGUUACUUUGAAGAGCUGAUUACCAUGUUGGAAGCUGCCCUAGGUCUGGAACGUGCUCACAUGGGUAUGUUUACUGAGCUGGCCAUCCUCUAUUCAAAAUUCAAACCCCAGAAGAUGAGGGAGCACCUGGAGCUCUUCUGGUCCCGCGUCAACAUCCCAAAGGUUCUUAGGGCAGCAGAGCAGGCCCACCUCUGGGCAGAGCUUGUGUUUCUCUACGACAAAUAUGAGGAAUAUGACAACGCCAUCAUCACCAUGAUGAACCACCCAUCUGAUGCCUGGAAAGAGGGCCAGUUCAAAGACAUUGUCACCAAGGUGGCCAAUGUUGAGUUGUACUACAAGGCAGUCCAAUUUUAUCUAGAGUUCAAACCAAUGUUACUGAACGACCUGCUCAUUGUCCUUUCUCCAAGACUGGACCACACACGUGCUGUUAACUUCUUCAGUAAGGUGAAACAGCUGCCACUGGUUAAGCCCUACUUAAGGUCUGUCCAAACUCACAACAACAAAUCUGUGAAUGAGGCACUCAACAUCCUCUUCAUCAAUGAGGAAGAUUACGCGGCACUGCGCACUUCCAUCGACGCCUAUGACAAUUUUGACAACAUCUCAUUGGCCCAGGGCCUGGAGAAGCACGAAUUAAUUGAGUUUAGGAGGAUUGCAGCCUAUCUAUUCAAGGGCAACAACCGCUGGAAACAAAGUGUUGAGCUUUGCAAGAAGGACAAGCUUUACAAGGAUGCCAUGCAGUAUGCAUCAGAGUCUAAAGACAUUGAGCUGGCAGAGGAGCUCCUGGCUUGGUUUCUGACGGAAGACAAGAGGGAAUGUUUUGCAGCCUGCCUUUUUACCUGCUACGACUUACUGCGGCCUGAUGUGGUGCUGGAGACCGCUUGGCGACACAACAUUAUGGACUUCUCCAUGCCAUACUUCAUCCAGGUCAUGAGGGAGUACCUCUCUAAGGAAUGGUCCCAUCCGUCAGCCAGUGAAAUAACCCAGAGGUCGACAAACUGGAGGCCUCCGAGUCCCUGAGGAAACAGGAGGAGCAAGCUACUGAGUCCCAACCCAUUGUUUACGGGACACCACAACUCAUGCUCACAUCAGGGUCCAACAUGGCAGUGCCUCCUCAGCAGGCUUAUGGUUACGGCUAUACAGCACCAAGCUAUGCUCAGCCACAGCAGCCCGGCUUCGGUUACGGCAUGUGAACACCCAACAACCCAGAUUGCCACCCCUGACCAAACCUUCACUAGACAGCUUUCUUUUGGCCAUUGGUCUUUCUCUCUUUGUGUUCCUCACCAUGUUCCCAUGGUAUUCUACUCACAACAGGGGCCACAAGCAAGCAACAGCCCACACUGGUUUUGAGUAUUUUUUAUUUUGUUGUAUUUUACAAGAGAAAAUUUAACUGCAUUGAAGGACUUUUAUUUGCAUUGUUUGAAAAAAAAUGACAUUACAUUCCAUGUUUCUGACCUGUUGAGAUUUGUUUUUGUCUGUCUUUUUUUAAAGUUGGUUUAUGAUCUGUGCAGAAGUGGACUCGCUCGAGCUCAGCAAUGAACCUUUGAAGUAGGUGGAGGAGAACUGGAUUUUGCACUUGUUGAGAAACUAUUGUAGAGAAGCUCUUAUUUCAAUGUACUGAAUAUGUGAACAGCUUUCAUUGUCUCAUUUGUCUGUAUAAUGCAUUUCAUCCUUGUAUAUUCUGAGUAAAAGAUAGCAUUGCGUAUAUUUCAGCGUAUAUCGCCAUUUUAAUGGCAAUAGCAAGCAACACUAAGUCAUGAUAGUAUAAUCUGCACAGGUGUGUAGCUUUAUGGAGUUUAAAAUGCAAACAGAUGUAUGUUGUGUGAAUGAGGGUGUGUUUGUGUGGGUAUGAAUUGAUGAUCUAAAUAAGAGUUUUACUCCAUCUAAGCCUGCACUGGGCCACCCCAAUCCUCCCUACUAGGUGUUAGCUCUCCUUCAUCAGAUCCAUGUAUUUAGGUGACCUCUUGUGCUGUGUACAGUGUUUGUGUGAGACUGUGUAUGUGUACGUGCAAGGACAGGACCACGGCUACCACACCUAAGGGCCCUUAACUCUUUAACUGUAUCGUAUGUGUGUGUAUUUACUCUGAGGCCUGUGUAUGCCAGGUGUUGUGUUUCCUUUGGUCACCAUUACCUUUUUGCGUGUACAGAUGUGAACAAGACAAAGUUAAAACUUUUAGAUUGAGACCCCCACCUCUGUCCUGUUUCCUCCCUUGUUAAGCAUCACAAGCGUAUCAAGGAGGCAGAAGAAUACAGGCUGGUGGAACCCUUGGUGUUCUAAUGAAGGCUUAAUUAGAUCCAUAAGCACUCCUAUAUGUUGUAUGUUUAGAUGGUUAAGAUGAAUAAAUUAUGUCUCAGUACACAUAGUUCUUUGUCAAGAAUGGUCUGAAAUAAGAGACUGUAUCUACCUUGAUGUACUUAACUUCCUUACAUGCUUUAAGCUGUGUGUAAAGUGUCAUCCUAUCCCUAGUCUAAGUUGAAUUCCUUUUUUGUCAUGCAUAUUAGUGAUAAUGGGGACCUGUCAUUAAUAAGUGGAAAGAUAUGAAUUGACUGAAAGGAAAAUACUAGACUGAAUAAAAAAUAAAAACUGUU
Notolabrus celidotus (New Zealand spotty) is the source of this 6987-nucleotide messenger RNA. RefSeq names its product clathrin heavy chain 1-like. Gene Ontology annotation, cellular component: extracellular exosome; clathrin-coated endocytic vesicle; clathrin coat of trans-Golgi network vesicle. Bases 523 to 5418 code for a protein of 1631 amino acids. Lineage: Eukaryota; Metazoa; Chordata; Actinopteri; Labriformes; Labridae. The transcript is spliced from 33 exons. The record is from RefSeq and is a predicted model, not a curated record. Gene Ontology annotation, biological process: receptor-mediated endocytosis; intracellular protein transport; mitotic cell cycle. Gene Ontology annotation, molecular function: structural molecule activity; clathrin light chain binding.